Messenger RNA from Knipowitschia caucasica, 495 nucleotides. NCBI's taxonomy places the organism in Eukaryota, Metazoa, Chordata, Actinopteri, Gobiiformes, Gobiidae. The record is from the annotation of a GenBank genome assembly.
AUGGGGGCGCGGCCUCAUUGGACCUCAGAGGUGUGGGGGCGCGGCCUCAUUGGACCUCAGAGGUGUGGGGGCGCGGCCUCAUUGGACCUCAGAGGACUGGGCUCAGGGGGCGGGGCCUCAGAAGGAAGGGGCGGGGUUUCUGACAGAGAGGGUGUGGUUUCUGACAGAGAGGGUGUGGUUUCUGACGGAGAGGGUGUGGUUUCUGACGGAGAGGGUGUGGUUUCUGGCGGAGAGGGUGUGGUUUCUGACGGAGAGGGUGUGGUUUCUGACGGAGAGGGUGUGGUUUCUGACGGAGGGGGUGUGGUUUCUGACGGAGAGGGUGUGGUUUCUGGCGGAGAGGGUGUGGUUUCUGACGGAGAGGGUGUGGUUUCUGACGGAGGGGGCGUGGCUUCCGACGGGGGUACAGAAGGGGGGAGUAUUGGGGGACAUCUGUUGAGGGUCCUGCUUUGUGGCGGCUGGAACCAGAGGCUUUUGAAACAUCACAAUCUGAGGUAA